CUUCCCGCCUACAACUGUACUUGACCAUGUCUACGGCAAAGCCCCUUUCCAGCGAGGACAUUAUUGGGCAAAAGUAUGACCGCUGCCUGGCUGACUUCCUGGUGAAGGCUGGUGUCGGCUUCAGCGCAGGUGUCGUCGCGUCCGUCAUCCUUUUCCGCCGCAAGACGUGGCCCAUAACCCUCUCUACCGGCUUUGGUGCCGGUAUGGCCUACGCGGACUGCGACCGCUCCUUCAACCCGACCAGAAUACCGGGCACCCGUGUCCAACCUGUAGCAGCCCCGGAGACCAAGUAAUCGCAUAUAGACCACAUCCCCAUGUCCCCGCUGCGGUACUGCUAUGGAAGACCUCUAGUGCAAGUUGGCAAUGCAUGAGCUUCGUGCGGAACGCAUAUAUCGCCCACCUCUCCCGUUACGGCUUGUUCGAUCGCGGAGGAAGAUGGAACGCGUCCUCGGGGCGGGGACCUGGUUUCCCCGGUUCCACCAAGCGUUGUGGUUGACCCAGAACGAGGCGCUUGUACAGCACGAAACCCGUCCCGCACAUGAGGGGUACAGUCGCGACGAUCAUGCCCACCCGGCGCUGCUGGGGGCUAAACUGCCGAUGAGAGC
Schizophyllum commune H4-8 is the source of this 605-nucleotide messenger RNA. RefSeq names its product DUF543-domain-containing protein. Lineage: Eukaryota; Fungi; Basidiomycota; Agaricomycetes; Agaricales; Schizophyllaceae. The record is from RefSeq and is a predicted model, not a curated record. The coding region runs from base 27 to 293 and encodes 88 amino acids. The transcript is spliced from 6 exons. Gene Ontology annotation, cellular component: mitochondrial inner membrane; mitochondrion; MICOS complex.